AUGAGCGACAUCUUGAGUAUCACCGGAGAACCAAUCUUCAACGAUCGCAUCGUCAAGAUCGAGACUCACACGUACAACCCUUACGCUAAUACCACAUUUGAAAAUAGCGACGAGAUACGAAUUCCUAUACAACAACAGGAUCUGUACAUCUUACACUGCGAAAGUUUCCUCUACAUCGAGGGCAGACUCGAGUCGAAGAAACCAUCGGACGCGGAGGGCGAAAGCUCGACGUCGAGAGAAUCAUCGAGCGCGGAGAGCGAAAGCUCGACAAGACUAGUGAACAAUUGCGCCGCGUUCAUGUUCGAGGAGAUUUGCUACGAGCUCGAUGGGGUGGAGAUCGAUCGAAGCAGAAACGUCGGGAUAACGAGCACGAUCAAGAACUAUGCGUCGCUGACGGUCGAGAGAAGCAGCAUAUUGCAAAACGCCGGAUGGGACUUCGCGGCGAAGAGUCACGCGAUCGACGAUUUUAACUUCUGCGUACCUCUCAGCAUGUUGCUAGUGUUAAACGAUAUUAAUAAAUUAACGCUAUUGCGUACAUUGGAAAGCGGAAGAUAUCUGAGCGUCGCUUUUCGUUCGUGGGAUCUCUACGAGUUUCCGCUUCUGCAGAGCACGACCAAACAUUCGUGGGCGGUUAAAGCGGCGACGCAACUAGAGAAACCGCGUUACGUUAUCUUCGCGCUGCAAUCCGGAAGGAAGAACGUUCUACUUCAAGAUGCUUCCAUGUUUGACGAUUGUAAACUAACUAAUGUCAAACUGUAUCUUAAUUCAGAUUUUUAUCCUUACGACGAUAUGAAUCUAAAUUUCGAAAAAAAUAAAAUCGCGGUGCUGUACGACAUGUACUCGAAAUUUCGAAAAACAUACUACGGAUGCGAUAAAGACAAAGCGCUCUUUAAUUUAGCUAAAUUUAAAACAUUCGGUCCGAUAGUAGUCAUCGACUGUUCUCGACAGAACGAAUCCAUUAAGAGCGCCACCGUGGACGUUCGUAUAGAGUUCGACUGCAAGGAGAACGUUCCCUCUAACACCACAGCUUAUUGCCUCAUUAUUCACGAUCGUGUAGUAGAGUAUAAUCCGCUUACUAACGUCGUGCGCAGAAUCGUGUAG
Messenger RNA from Cataglyphis hispanica, 1101 nucleotides. RefSeq lists its product as uncharacterized. NCBI's taxonomy places the organism in Eukaryota, Metazoa, Arthropoda, Insecta, Hymenoptera, Formicidae. The coding region runs from base 1 to 1101 and encodes 366 amino acids. The record is from RefSeq and is a predicted model, not a curated record. The transcript has 2 exons.